Molecule: messenger RNA, 2450 nt
Organism: Tupaia belangeri chinensis (Chinese tree shrew)
Lineage: Eukaryota; Metazoa; Chordata; Mammalia; Scandentia; Tupaiidae
Gene: KLHL38
Product: kelch like family member 38
Exons: 4
Coding region: 374-2257 (627 amino acids)
Molecular function (GO): protein binding
Source: RefSeq, a predicted model, not a curated record
UCUGGAAUGUAUACACUGUCUCCCUGCCCAGCGGCCCUUGCACAAAGCUCUAGAAAACUGUGAAAGUGCCUUCAGCAUAAACAAAUCCAGAACUCCCCCAGGACAAAUCAUUUGCCAACUGAAGGAAAGGCUUGAGGCUCACGGUUUUACUCAGAGCCAAAGGUGGACAUUCUCCAGGGGGACAAGCGGACCAGGCGUCGGUGGGUGCCACUGCAGCAAAACAAGACUAGCUGCAGAUGCUAUUUGCCUGUUGCCUUUGAGGAUAAUCAUAACCAAAAAGAGACAGGCCAGCUCUGAGGUCUGCGGCGUGGUGGCCCUCCUUUCCACGCUUCCCUACCUGAUACCCUGGUGAUCUCUACAAACGUCUUGGUGAAUGGACACAAGUGUGCUGAGCCUUGCGGCCCCACCGCUAAGCCCUGCAGCACAUGCUGCGAAGGGAGACCUGACUCUUCCCCCUCGAAGUGGGGCUGUCUGUUUCCUCGGGAGUAUGGAUGAGGGGCCGCCAGAUGGGCUGCUCUUCAAAGACCAUGAUUUCUCCUCUGACUUGUUAAAGCAGCUCAAUGUCUUAAGGCAAAGCAGGACCCUGACGGAUGUGAGUAUUUGCUCCGGCACCUGGGAGGUCCCCUGUCACCGAAACGUGCUGGCCUCCAGCAGCCCCUACUUCAGGGCCAUGUUCUGCAGUCACUUCCGGGAGAACAGCCAGGCCAAAGUCCAACUGAAAGGCAUCGACUCCCCAACGCUGGACCAGAUCGUCCUGUAUGUGUACACGGGGGAGGCACACAUCACAGCUGAAAACGUCCUGCCCCUGAUGGAGGCAGCCUCCCUGCUGCAGUACCCCAAGCUCUUCGAGGCCUGCUCCUCAUACCUUCAGAGCCAGCUGACCCCCAACAACUGCCUGGGCAUGAUCAGACUCUCGGAAAUCUUAAGUUGUGAGACCCUCAAGAAGAAAGCCAGGGAGGUGGCCCUGACGUAUUUCCCAGAGGUGGCUGCAUCAGCUGACCUGAAGGAGCUCUGUGCCUUGGAGUUGAGAAACUACCUUGGAGAUGACGGGCUCUGUGGGGAGGAGGAAAAGGUGUUUGAAGCCCUCAUGGUUUGGGUCAAGCAUGACCUCCAGGCCCGGAAACGGUAUAUGCAAGAACUGUUCAAGCAGGUCAGGCUUCAGUACAUUCACCCAGCCUUCUUCCACCACUUCAUUGCCAACGACGCCCUCCUGCAAUCCUUGCCCGCAUGUCAGACCAUCCUGGAGACGGCCAAGAGACAGAUGUUUUCUCUGUACAGUCCCAGUGGCCCAGACUACAACCCCCUAGGGCACAUCCCUCCAAGAAACUCUUACCAGGAUGUCCUCAUCCUCUUGGGUGGAAGGAAGGACAACCAGCAGACCACCAGGGAUGUCCUGCUGUACAAUGGACAGACUGGCCAAUGGCAGAGCCUAGCCAAGCUCCCAACCCGGUUGUACAAGGCCUCGGCUGUCACCUUGCACCGCAGCAUCUACGUGCUCGGGGGCAUGACUGUCAGCGCAGGGAAGAGUCUGGUCAGUCCCGACGUCUACAUCUUCUCCCUGAAACUCAAUCAGUGGAGGCUGGGGGAGCCCAUGCUGGUGGCCCGCUACUCCCACAGAAGUAUUGCCCAUAAGAACUUCAUCUUCUCCAUCGGGGGCAUUGGAGAAGGGCAGGAGCUCAUGGGUUCCAUGGAGAGGUACGACAGCAUCAGCAACGUCUGGGAGAGCAUGGCCAGCAUGCCAGUCGGGGUGCUCCACCCUGCUGUCGCUGUGAAAGACCAAAGACUCUACCUCUUUGGGGGAGAGGACAUUAUGCAAAACCCUGUGCGCUUAAUCCAGGUUUAUCACAUCUCCAGAAACACAUGGUUCAAAAUGGAGACAAGAAUGAUCAAGAACGUGUGUGCUCCUGCCGUGGUGCUCGGGGAGCGGAUAGUCAUUGUGGGAGGUUAUACAAGGAGGAUCCUUGCUUAUGACCCUCGGUCCAACAAGUUUGUCAAAUGUGCGGACAUGAAGGACCGAAGGAUGCACCAUGGGGCCACGGUGAUGGGGAGCAAGCUGUAUGUGACCGGCGGGCGGCGGCUGACCUCGGACUGCAACAUCGAGGACUCGGCCUCCUUUGACUGCUACGACCCUGAGACAGACACCUGGACAUCCCAGGGACAGCUGCCCCACAAGCUCUUCGACCAUGCCUGUCUCACUCUCCAGUGCCUACCCACACGUCCACCAUCCUGUGACGCUGAGGAGAAGUAUCCACCUUAGUCAAAAUGCUUUCUGUUACAGACAGAAACCCCACUCCAAUAGCUUACCCCUCAAAGGAUGCAGGGAGAGCUCACAGGCUGAAGGUAUCAGGGCCUGGUGGCCUGGAUCAGCCUUAUUGUUGCCAGAACACAUGCGCGCACACACACUCACUUUCUGUCUCCCUCUCGCUCUGUCUCUGUCUCCCUCCUCUCUC